Molecule: messenger RNA, 2682 nt
Organism: Leptosomus discolor (cuckoo roller)
Lineage: Eukaryota; Metazoa; Chordata; Aves; Leptosomiformes; Leptosomidae
Source: RefSeq, a predicted model, not a curated record
UAUGCUCUUGGCACGGUGGUAGCUGCGACAAAGGCAUCUAAUGGGCUUCCUCAGCCUGGCGAUGAGUACGACUUCUACCGAAGCUUCCCUGGCUUCCGGGCGUACUGUGAAAGACAGGGUGACCGUCUCCUUCAGUGCAUGAGCAAGGUGAUGCAAUACCAUGGCUGCCAUAGCCACAUAAAAGAUCGCAGCAAAGUGACAGAGCUAGAAGAUAAAUUUGACAUGCUGGUUGACUCCAAUGACGUCAUUCUUGAAAGAGUGGGUAUUUUAUUGGACGAGGCAGCAGGAGUGAACAAAAACCAGCAACCGGUCCUCCCUGCUGGGUUACAGCCCCCACAGACGAUCAUUUCCAGCUGGAACCGCAAGGCGGGAGAAUCCCACAAGAGAGCUCAGUCCGAGACCUUCCGACUGCUUCAUGCCAAGAAUAUCUCUCGACCACAGCUUAAGUUUCGGGAAAAGAUUGACAACUCCAACACUCCCUUUGUACCUAAACUUUUUAUCAAGCCAAAUGCUUUGAAACCUUUGCCUGAAGCCCUCACAAAAAGUGGACGGGAACGAAAGGAGCGCCCUGAAGACUUGGAUGUGCCAGCUGCUUUGGCAGACUUCAUACACCAGCAGAGGACGCAGCAAACUGAGCAAGACAUGUUUGCUCACCCUUACCAGUAUGAACUGGAGCAUUUUUCUCCACCAGAUGGAGUUCUCACGAAACCAGAACCCCAGAUGUACAGACCCAUCAAGGAAACACCCUGUCAUUUUAUCACCACACUGGAUGAGCUGGUACAACUAAAUGAAAAGCUUAUGAACUGUAAAGAAUUUGCCCUGGACUUAGAGCACCAUUCCUACAGGAGCUUCCUGGGCUUGACAUGUCUGAUGCAGAUUUCCACCCGAACAGAGGACUUCAUCAUUGAUGCGCUGGAAUUGCGCAGCGACAUGAACAUUCUCAAUGAGACCUUCACAGACCCUGCAAUUGUGAAGGUCCUUCAUGGUGCUGAUUCAGAUGUGGAAUGGCUGCAAAAAGACUUUGGCCUGUACUUGGUGAACAUGUUUGAUACUCACCAAGCUGCUCGUCUCCUCAAUCUUGGCAGGCACUCUUUGGACCACUUGCUAAAGCUGUAUUGCAAUGUAGAUUCUGACAAGCAGUACCAGCUGGCUGACUGGAGGAUACGCCCUUUGCCAGAAGAAAUGAUUCGGUAUGCCCGUGAUGAUACUCACUACUUGCUCUACAUCUAUGAUAAAGUGAGGGAGGCGCUGUGGGAGAGAGGGAACGAGCAGCCCACUCAGCUGCAGGUUGUGUGGCAACGCAGCAGGGACAUCUGCCUGAAGAAAUACAUCAAGCCCCUCUUUACAGAUGAGUCCUACCUUGAGCUCUACAGGAGGCAGAAAAAACACCUCAACACACAGCAGCUGGCAGCAUUUAGGUUGCUGUUUGCAUGGAGAGACAAGAUGGCGCGUCAAGAGGAUGAGAGUACAGGAUAUGUGCUACCAAAUCAUAUGCUAUUGAAGAUAGCGGAGGAGCUGCCCAAAGAACCCCAGGGCAUCAUUGCUUGCUGUAAUCCAGUCCCACCACUAGUUCGCCAGCAGAUUAAUGAAUUGCAUCUUCUCAUCCAGCAGGCCCGGGAGAUGCCUUUGCUUAAGUCGGAGAUUGCUUUGUCAGUCAAGAAGAGAGCGCCUCUAUCCAACCCUGAGAGGCUGGAGAAUACCUUCUUUGGACCACAUGACAGUUCCCGGAUUCCUAUGGAUGAUUUUCAGAACAACUCUGCCUUGGACAGUGAGAGGACAAUGAAUAUUCAGGGUGUUCAACCAGAGUCAACAUGUCUUGUUGCGACUGCCACUGUCAGCAUAUUCAGUGAAUGUGAUGAAGAAGGAGGAAAUGAGAAGACUUUAACAACUGCACAGCAGAAAGCUCAGCGUAUAAUGGAAUCCUUUGAAAAUCCAUUUAGAAUGUACCUACCUUCAGAACAGAAUCCUGCCUAUGUCUCACAAGCUGCGAAGUUUGACCCAUCAUCAAAAAUUUAUGAAAUCAGCAAUCGAUGGAAGUUGAUGAGUCAGACACAAGUACAGAAGGAGUCCAAGGAUGCAACCAAAAAGAAAGCAGCCCAGCAGUCAGCUGCUCGUGACCAGGCACAGAAGGUGUAUAAAGAGGCAGCAGAAAAUAUCGUGUCUGUUCGUCAGCAAGCUAUGCAGGAACAAGCUAAUAAGAAGAGAAAAAAAGUCAUGAGUGAAACAGGAACAGAGUUGCCAAAACAAGAGAAGAAGCGGCCAAAAGCCUCCCAGCAACCAGAGGAGCUGGAAGCACCGAAGCAGUUUACCCCCUUUGAUUACAGCAAGUCCAACUUCAAAGUGUUUGCGGGAAGCAGCAAAUCAAAGCAGUCGCCACAAUUUGAUCCUGCCAAGCAAGCUUACGCAGGCAAGAAAUUUGCUGGAGCUGGAGCUAACAAACUUCAACAAUCUGGAAACCGAAGCAUGUCCUACCUGGCGGGGAAAGCUGAUAGGGGUUCCAGGCACCACUGGCCAAAGAGAUAGUCCUUGUUACAGGACCUGUGGGAGUUGCUGCUGAACGAAACAAUUGUCAGAAGCAUUGUCACCAUGGGAAGGCAAAUACCGGUCAUGGAGCAGUUUUUGUACAGAAAUGUUUUUAAACCCAUUAAAAUCCUUUUUUUUCCAAAAGGAAAAACAUCUUAA